AUGUUAUUUCUUUCUUCCUCUGAUACUUUUGUAGAACAGCUUAGGUGGCAUUUUCCUCCACACGGUGGACCUAUUUUUCUAGCUGAAUGCGUAGGCCUAUUUGAAGCUGAAGAUGAUGAGCUGUUGGAGCUGGAAGACGAUGAGCUGCUGGACCUGGAAGAUGAAGACGAAUCCGAUGAUGACGUUGACGCUGAUCUAAGCCUAAAGUUCGGAUCUUUAACGCUGUCAUCUGAAUCGAAAUCAAGCUGA
This is a messenger RNA of Leptosia nina, 249 nucleotides long. The record is from the annotation of a GenBank genome assembly. NCBI's taxonomy places the organism in Eukaryota, Metazoa, Arthropoda, Insecta, Lepidoptera, Pieridae.